AUGGGCUCGCUUCGGACAUCCCGAGACUAUGGUACCGCCAGAGAUGUCCCAAACUUCUCUGUGCGACGCGCCUCCAUGAUUCGAUCACCCACUUCAUCAUCAGGAAACAAUUCUACUUCAACCUUGGUAAACCCACAUUCGCCCAUUGACGCUUCCGAUAUACAGCCAAUCAGCGAGGAGAGUGGCGAGAUGCCUAUAACGAUAGACUUGGCAAGCCACCGGCAACCGACUUUUAUUCGCGACGAAAUCUCUCGUUCGCCAGGCGUCUCUGAGCUCCCUGGAGACGAUGUACGCACGAGGUCCUCAAGCCACAUCAUUGGGUUUGCAGCGACGACAGAAGACGACAAUGCUACGAUUACGAGUACGGAAGGAACGUCUGAGCCCACACUGAACAUCGCACAAAUGGACCUUGAAACACCAGAGCGUGAGAGGCCUUCAGUACUCUAUCCUGGGUCGGAUCUGAAGCGCGGUCUCGCACCGUCUAUGACCUCUAUGUCAGAGGCUACUUCUCUCUCUACCCCUCCACAUCAACAGGUGUCGACUGGCUCGCGCAUGCCUGAGUUCUUCGGCCAGACCGUGUUCCAGACAGUCCUCCACAACCCAACCAUUGCUCACCAACUUCUCCGAUUUGCCCAGUCACGACUCUGUGGCGAGAACCUGGAGUUUUUGGACAGAGUCACCAAGUACCAGUCCCUCUUGGCAGAUGUCUCGAAAGCAGUGUAUGAGAUCCACAAAGAUUUCAUUGCCAGCAGUGCGCCAACGCAGAUUAAUGUGGCUGAGAGUGUCCUCCUGCAGGUGAACAAAGAAAUGAAGUCUGCCCUCACCAGCACCAUCCCGGCUAUGGAGGCAAUCUUCAGCACAGCUCAGACCGACAUUGAGAGACUAGUCUAUACUGACAUCUAUCCCAACUUUGUACGGUACCAGAUGAGUGUUAGUGCUGCCAAAGCGCUCGGAGGUGAUCGCGGCAAAUAUGCUGGACUGGGUGAUUGUUUUGUGCUAACUGAUCCUUCGCGCGCGGACAAUCCAAUCAUGUUCGCAUCGGACGGCUUCGUGAAAGUCACUGGCUACCAACGUAACGAGAUCAUACCUCGCAAUUGCCGCUUUCUACAAGGCCGACACACUGAACGAGCUGCUGUGAAACGUUUGAAAGACUCUAUUGACAAGCGGCAUGAAUCAGUGGAGCUUCUGCUCAAUCACAAGAAGAAUGGCGAGCCCUUCUAG
This is a messenger RNA of Recurvomyces mirabilis, 1221 nucleotides long. RefSeq lists its product as uncharacterized. The coding region runs from base 1 to 1221 and encodes 406 amino acids. The transcript has a single exon. Gene Ontology annotation, cellular component: nucleus. The record is from RefSeq and is a predicted model, not a curated record. NCBI's taxonomy places the organism in Eukaryota, Fungi, Ascomycota, Dothideomycetes, Mycosphaerellales, Teratosphaeriaceae.